Molecule: messenger RNA, 1492 nt
Organism: Indicator indicator
Lineage: Eukaryota; Metazoa; Chordata; Aves; Piciformes; Indicatoridae
Gene: EIF4A3
Product: eukaryotic translation initiation factor 4A3
Exons: 13
Coding region: 8-1333 (441 amino acids)
Cellular component (GO): catalytic step 2 spliceosome; nucleolus
Molecular function (GO): ATP binding; RNA helicase activity; mRNA binding
Source: RefSeq, a predicted model, not a curated record
UUUAGCCAUGUCAGGGUCGGCGGGGUCUGGAGGAGCGACCGGCUCGGCGCGCAAGCGGCUGAUGAAGGAGGAGGACAUGACGAAAGUAGAGUUCGAGACGAGCGAGGAGGUGGAUGUGACGCCCACCUUCGACACCAUGGGGCUCCGGGAGGACCUGCUGCGCGGCAUCUAUGCCUACGGUUUCGAGAAGCCCUCGGCCAUCCAGCAGAGAGCCAUCAAGCAGAUCAUCAAGGGGAGAGACGUGAUCGCCCAGUCACAGUCAGGAACAGGAAAGACAGCAACGUUCUCCAUCUCUGUUCUGCAGUGUCUGGAUAUCCAGGUCCGGGAGACCCAGGCGCUGAUCUUGGCACCCACUCGGGAGCUGGCUGUGCAGAUUCAGAAGGGCCUUCUUGCUCUGGGAGACUACAUGAACGUGCAGUGCCAUGCCUGCAUCGGGGGCACCAACGUGGGCGAGGACAUCCGAAAGCUGGAUUAUGGGCAGCAUGUCGUGGCUGGCACCCCAGGCCGUGUCUUUGAUAUGAUCCGACGGCGGAGCCUGAGGACUCGUGCCAUCAAAAUGCUGGUUCUGGAUGAAGCAGAUGAAAUGCUCAACAAGGGUUUUAAGGAGCAGAUUUAUGAUGUGUAUAGAUACCUGCCUCCAGCUACCCAGGUGGUUCUGAUCAGUGCCACUUUGCCUCAUGAAAUUCUGGAGAUGACCAACAAGUUCAUGACGGAUCCCAUCCGCAUCUUGGUGAAGCGUGAUGAGUUGACCCUGGAAGGCAUCAAGCAGUUUUUUGUGGCUGUGGAGAGGGAAGAAUGGAAGUUUGACACCUUGUGUGACCUCUACGACACCCUGACCAUCACCCAGGCUGUCAUCUUCUGCAACACCAAGAGAAAGAGGUUGAACAUUUGUCUUUGGGAUGUGCCCAGCUUAAAGACCUGCCUGCAGGCAGAGCAGGAAGUGCCCUUUCUGGAGAGCUAUCAGGUAGACUGGCUCACAGAGAAGAUGAGAGAAGCCAACUUCACAGUGUCCUCCAUGCACGGGGACAUGCCACAGAAGGAGAGGGAAUCCAUCAUGAAGGAGUUCAGAUCUGGUGCAAGCCGAGUCCUUAUUUCAACAGACGUUUGGGCUCGGGGCCUGGACGUGCCUCAGGUAUCCCUGAUCAUUAACUACGACCUCCCCAACAACAGAGAGCUCUACAUCCACAGGAUCGGCCGCUCGGGCAGGUACGGCCGCAAGGGUGUCGCCAUCAACUUCGUGAAGAACGACGACAUCCGCAUCCUGCGGGACAUCGAGCAGUACUACUCCACCCAGAUCGACGAGAUGCCCAUGAACGUUGCUGAUCUUAUCUGAAGGUCCAGGCCCAUCAGUGAGCUGCACUCACAGUUUGGUAGCCUCCAUGGCUCCUGUUUUAGCCCUAGGCCUUCUUUUCACCUUGCUGGUUCUUGAGUGGAGCUGCCCUUGGGAACUCGUGUAAAUAAUGUCUUUACUUUUACCGCCCCUUCCCUGUGU